AAAAACUCUAAACUCCUCUCUCUAACUCACUUUGUUUUGUACUUUUUACAUCUUUUUCUUCAUCAUGUCUAACAAUGUUGUCAAUCCUCUUCUCCAUCUCAGAAAACGAUCCUAUACAGCAGUAGCAGAAAGUUUAAGGUCGCAAGUGGCAAAAACAGAUGUGGAGGUAGUGAAGGCUAAUAAUGUGAGUGAAUCAAGUUCAGUGGCAAAAAAAGAAGGAACGGUAUUUUGGAUGAGACAUCCUAAGACUGGAAACUGGAUUCCAGAAAAUCACUUUGAAGAGGUUGAUGCUGCAGACCUCAGAAAUAAGAUGCUGCCAAAAAGAUCACAAAACCAUUGAAACAAUUUAUAAGAAAAAUGCAUCGAAAUGGAUUUGAAAUCCAUGUGUAUGAACAAGUGCUGCUACACUAAAUAUCUUAAGUAAUUUCUCGGACAAACAAUAUAUAUUAUUAGCUUUAAAAAUGUCACUCUGACAAACGGUCAAUAGAGAUCGAAUAGACUCCCAUAAAAUGACAAAUCAAAAAUAUCACUUUAAAAUUUGUUUUUAGGCUUCAAUAUGUAAUGAUUCGGUUGUGUGAGAACCUACAAAUGAUUUUGCUGAAGUUUGGAUUGUUUUACCCUUCAAAAGUGCUUUCCCAGAAACUUAAAUAGAAACUUGGAGGAUCAUGCGAUCCCUCUAUGUAUUGGUCUAUAGAAUCUUGCAAAUUGAUACUAGUAAGGAUGAUAACAAUUAAUGCUUGCAUAAAUCCUAACUUGUUUCUCUUUUCUUACAUUUUCUGAAGAUACCUAAUUUCACA
Cicer arietinum (chickpea) is the source of this 797-nucleotide messenger RNA. NCBI's taxonomy places the organism in Eukaryota, Viridiplantae, Streptophyta, Magnoliopsida, Fabales, Fabaceae. The record is from RefSeq and is a predicted model, not a curated record.